ACCCUCACUCACUGACAUACAGAGGCACACAGAGUGAAUGGAUAAGUGCAAGAGCAGGAAGCCUAGACAGAGCGAGAGAGAGAGAGAGAGAGAGAGAGAGAGAGUGCAAGUGAGACGAUCCAGCGCUCACACUUUCAUACUGAGAAUAGAUGAACUGCAGAUCCACUGCUCUCCAGCUUCACGUGGACGUGUUGCAUUCCCUGCUUUCCUUGAUCACUUUGCCCCAGGACCUCUUUAAUAAUUGGGAUUUUUUAGCGUGACAUGUUGCCCUCUUUUCUUGGAAAAAUCUUUACUUUUUUUUGGAGUGUUCUUCGUGCUUGUUUUCCUUCUGUCCGAGACUCUCGGUGCGCUCCUUGGGGAAUGAUUAAGUACUGAGGACCGAAGAGGAGGAGGAUUGCUUGCCUGCCUGCCUGUUCGUCUGCCUGUCUGCAUGUGUAUGGGACUCUUAUGAAAAAAAGACAUCUAAAGCUGAUAGAGUAAAGAGCAAAAAAAGAACUUUAAAGUACUUUUUUUGGUCUUGUACAAUGGAUCUCCCUCCAUUCAGAGGUUUAUCUGAUGUGCCGUGAUUGGUGCCAGCCUUGUAUUCAAGUCUCUUCCCUAGUGGCACCGGUGGCAUUAUGGAUUCAGCACCUCCUCUCAGAAUGGAUCGUGAUGGCUUGGACCUCCAGCAGGUCUCUGUGCUGUCCAUAGAUCAGAUCCGCGCCAUAAGAGCCAAUAAUGACUAUGUGGAGCGUCCUGUGACACUUGACCCCACAUCGCAGGUGGGUGUCUUCUAUACCCAUGAUGAAAGACAUCCUCAGAUGCCUCGCAGUCAGAGUCAGCACCAACAUGCCCACCUGGCUCACCUGAGUCGCUCUAGUACAAUCAGCUCCAUGUCCCGUGGCAGUGCCGCUUCGGACCAGAGACUUCUUUCAGGUUUCACAAGUUCCCAUUCUGGAUUGGCCUCGGUGGUGCGUUCUCAACCCAAGGGUGACCUGAAACCAGACUUGUUAAGUAAAGGCUUGGCUGAUGGAGAGGAUUUAGGCUUACAUCAGUUCAUCUGUGAACGCUGUAGCCGCUGCAAGUGCCAGGAGUGUUGUGCCCCUCGAAGCUUGCCUUCUUGCUGGGCCUGCAGCCAGCGAUGUCUAUGCUCAGCCGAGAAUGUAGUCGAGUACGGCACCUGCCUGUGCUGUGUCAAGGGCCUCUUCUACCACUGUUCAGGGGAUGACGAGGACAACUGUGCUGACCGACCUUGCUCCUGCGCUCCGGCUCAUGCCUGCUCCCGCUGGAGCGCCAUGGCAGUUCUGUCUCUCUGCCUGCCCUGCUUGUGCUGCUAUCCUCCUGCCAAGCUUUGCCUCACUAUGUGCCAGCGUGGCUAUGACCAUGCCACACGACCCGGCUGCCGCUGCAGCAACACCAACACCGUCUGCCGCAAGAUCUCGGCUACUAACCCUGCACCUUUCCGGAAGACUCUGGACAAACCGGUAUGACACUGAGACGGCACUCCAUCUGUCAUCCCGUCACUGCAUUCCCCCUUUCGCAUUCCCAAGGAUACCAUGAAACACUGAACUUACUGACCUGCACCCAACCAACCAGGCCUAGCUACAUAACAUGCAAGAAUGGAAGCUUGUUGAUUCAAAAGAAUAAAAUGUUGUCUAUUUAUUUAUUUAUUUAUUUGACUUUCCUGGCUAAGACAGGUAAUGCUGUCCAUAUGUAACCUUUUACAGGGAGUAAGCUAUCAGAACAAAAAAAAAAUCUGGUGCUGCGUUGGGUAAAGUGCAUCUUCCAGGCACAGUGCCAUCUUCAGCCAUACUGCGUGGACAGUCUGUACGCUAAACGGCUGACGUUUGAUCCGAGGGGGACGGAGAGCCAGAGCCAAAACAAAUGUUCAGUACAAACUAUUUUGGACACCAAAAAAAAAAGGGACCAGAUGAAGCUCAUUCAGGAAUGGCUUUUGAGAUGAGAGGUGGUUACCUGAAAAGACAUUGGGCAUGUGUGGAUAUGAACGGAUGGAUGGAUGCACCUGAAAGAGCGAGAAAACGUGUAUGUGUGUGUUUGUGUGUUCAUGUUUGUGCGUGUGCAUGCAGAUGUGUGUGUAAGGUGUAUGUGCAUGCGUGCGCAGUCUCAGGCCUCUGUCUGCUCUCAGCAGAAGCAUUCUUUUUUUUUUUUAUUUUUAGAGAAGCUGCUCUAAAAGACAAAGUGUCUGGUCAGGUUUCCAGCGCAGGGCAGCCUGACGCCAGCCUCUCCCAAGCGCUCUAGCGUCCUCACCAUUCCACCCCCCUCUUCUAUCACCACCACCACCACCACCACCCCACCCUCUCGUCUGCUGCUCUCUCUCAUUCCUGUAGUGGGAAUUCUUGUCCUGUGCUCUCUCCAGCUGUGCUAUGGGACCAAAUGCAAUUCACUCAUCAUACAUUCCCAAAAAAAUAAACAACAACCUCCACCACCAUGGACACUUGUCUAAUUUUUUCUCCUGCUGCUUUCAAGAUAACAUCAAGUUACUCCGUUACAUUCAUUAAAGAACUUUCAAGCAAAAAAUAAAUCGUCAGAAAAUGUGCCGGACCACAUGAGGCCAUAGUAAAAAAGAAGGAACUUCGGAGUACUGCGUCGUUUAUGAUCGAACUCAUUCGUGAACAGCAAAGAAAGCUAGCCGGGAAUAUGCUAUUCACACUAUGGCCAUACAUUUCUAAGCACUUUGGACUUCAUUUUGGAUUGGCUCGUUAGCCAUUAAUCGCGUCCUGAUUCCUGAUCGACAGGAAGUGAGAGCGUCGGAGAGCCUUUAGGCGUCCUCACACAGGAAGAGGGGACUCCUUUGAGAUGAGGCUCCAAGUCGAUUGCCUUACCAGAGCACCAUACUUGGGAACAAGGUGAAACAGAUGCACUGAUAUCCAAAAUUGGGAUGAGAAAUGAAAUCAAGAAAUCUGUUUCGAGAGUGUAUGUGUGUGUGUUUUUUCCCCCCGUAUAUGCACACGGCUCCUUGUUGUUAGAGUUCCUUUGCUCUAUUUUUCUAUCUAUGUAGGAUUGUUAUCGUAUUUCUAUUUUUAUUCUAUUUGGUUUAGUCUGGGUAUUAUUGUUACCGUUAUUUUCUAUUACCAUCGGAAACUUUAAAUCGAAAGCCUGUCUAACACUUCAAAAUUAACCUUUGAGCGGGCUACGUGUUAUGGAGGAGAGGUCUUUUGUGGUUUCACGCAAACAUUUUAGUUUUACGUUACAGUCACGCUAUACGAUCACCCUGUACUGAUCUGUCCGUUAACGAUUACUGUGUAAUUGGGCCCUAUUUUUUUCACUAUCGCAAAAUCGGAAACGAGCGCAUUUGCUUCUUCGUUGACUUCCAUGCAAUUGACUAUCAGAAUGGAAUUACUGCUUAGGAAAAAUCAGCAUGAUUAAAUUUAGGAAUCGUUCUGUUGUAUUUAUAAAUGUAGACAUCAAUAACAGUGUAAUGGAAGAGGGUCUCUUUCAGGACUGUUUCCUUAUUUUAAAGGUGCAAAGACUCCAAAGUCUAAAUGUUAGUGUCCGGGUUCAAGGCUACUGGAUUAAUGAAAAACACAAAAUAUUAAAUUCUGUUAAGAUUUUCAGUCAACCGCCUCGUUUUUGAUGUCUAAUAGUAAGCAGGUCAGGUGACUUACUGCUGCUAGUCAAAAACCCAAAGGUCUUUUCACACCGUGAAGCCAUGAUUCAACCUCUCCUCCAUGGUUAAAUCCUAAAAGACAAUCUCUCCAAGGAGGGGUGAUAUUCUAGGGAUGGGUGCAGUGUAUAGGUACAAGCAUUUUACAGGAACUGGUGCUGACCACAGUCUUUAAUUUAACCACUAAAAGUUCCCCAUAUUGUAUUUGUAAGCAUUGCUUUGGUACCAUUGGCAUCUUGUAAGUUGCAAAAGAAUUAAAGGAGAGAGAGAGAGAGAGAGAAAGAGAAAUCUAUAUAAAUGAAUAUAUUGAUAUUUGAAUCUAUAUAUAAAUAUAUCUAUAUACAUUUUACACAUUUUUCUUCUGUUGCCGACAUAUUAUCGACAAGUCACAGAUAUUUAUUUAAAUGAUUGUUGAGGAAAGAUAUUUAUUUAUGGUGAAUGAUGAAAAGAAAUGACCCUUGUAAUGAUUUCAGCAUUUUUUUGUUUUUGUUUUUUUUUUUGGAGUGGCGUGGAGGGCGUGGCCUCGAGGCAGAGGAUAAUAAAUAAAAGUUUUCAAAUGCA
Molecule: messenger RNA, 4165 nt
Organism: Hemibagrus wyckioides
Lineage: Eukaryota; Metazoa; Chordata; Actinopteri; Siluriformes; Bagridae
Product: protein sprouty homolog 2
Exons: 2
Coding region: 618-1469 (283 amino acids)
Biological process (GO): negative regulation of Ras protein signal transduction; multicellular organism development; negative regulation of fibroblast growth factor receptor signaling pathway
Cellular component (GO): membrane; cytosol
Source: RefSeq, a predicted model, not a curated record